GGCAGAUGUUCCAUGAGGGAGGUGGAGGGGAGCGGGGAAGGCUUGAUGUGCUCGGGGGUGUAAAAUGCUUAUACAGGUCUCCAACUCCUUGGAGCCUUGUCAGCCAAAAAGUCCCUUCAUUUUUUUCUUGGGAGCACAAGGGGAGUCACAGGGAUGAGGUUGGAAUGCUCUGGUGGGGAUCAGGCCACAGCUUCACCCAGGAAAGGGAAUUGUGGCCAUUUUGGUGAUCUCCUGUGAGGUGUUUCCAAUCCCAGCUCCCCACGCCCUCCCGGGACUGGGGCUGCUGCUGCUCUCCCCCACAGGGCAGUGUGGGAUAAGGGGACAGCCCGCAGUGGCCGUGUGCCCACGUGCCCAACUGGCACAGGGCAGAGGAGCUUUGGGGAAGGGGUUCCAAGAGGAGAAGGAAGGAGGCAACACAAAGUUAUCAGAGCCUCUGUGCUCUGCCCCUCCUGACCCUGCUGGGCAGGACCCCAGGCCACCACAUCCCCAAGGCCAGCCCCAGCUCUGCACACGGCCUUAGCCUGCAGGAGAGGUGACCCUGAUGUCCCUGUCUGCUGCCUGUGCCUGUCCCCUGGUGCUCUGCCACCCAUCCCUGGCAUCCACUACCCAUCCAUGACACCCACCAUCCCCCCAAGGCACCCACCAUCCAUCCCUGGCACUCACCCUCCAUCCCUGCUCCUGCACCCUCCAUCCCUGCUCCUGCACCCUCCAUCCCUGCUCCUCUACCCUCUAUCCCUGCUCCUCUACCCUCCAUCCCUGCUCCUCCCUCCCCAUCCCUGCUCCCACCACCCACCCCAGCCCCUGUGAAGCUCCUGGAGCAGGAGCUGCAGGAUCUCCUCCCUGGCUGCUGGACACAUCCAAGGGGCCAUUCCUGCUUGGGAUCCAUGUGGGAGGAAGGUUUGCAGCUUCUGAGAGGAGGGAGGGCUUUGGGGCCAGCAGAAGUUUCAAACCAGGUUCUCCCUCUCUCCUGAAGAAGGGGAAGGCAAAAAUGGUAUUUUGACAUUUUUCAUGGUCCUGUUCCUCAUUCCAACAACCUCUGGAAGAGGAAAUGACAACCAGCUUAAGAAAAGACAAGAAAAAGGAACUUGAGCUCUGUGUGCACACAAAGAAAACAUUUAAAUAAAGGGGGAGGGGACCUGCAUUCCACAUUUGCUUUAUUUUUUUGAACUCAAGAUUUUCCUAAGUAGUAUUGGGAAAAGAAAUUGCUGCCUUGUGGGAAAUGGGGCUGUUUUGAUGUUUUUCCCCACUGGAACUGGGCUGAAAAAUUGAUCUCCAGGGAGGAGGAAUUUUUUGCCUGAGGGAGAAACCAGAAAGGCAAAGUCACCAUUCCGGGGGUUUUGAUGUGGCAGGUUCUGGGGUCGGGGCUGCUCAGCCCAAUCCCCCACAGGAAACACGAGCAGGGGUUUAUUCCUGAACCCUUUCAGAGCCCAAUUUUCCUGGAAACUGAGAUUUCAUGGAAAAAUCCAUCUCCACAAAAAUGCACCUGAUUUGGGGUUGCUCCUUUUCCUUGAAUACACUUAUUUAUAGGAAAAGUGUCCUUGUUGUGCUCGGGAUGAGAACCUGGCUCAUUUGAUCCCCAGGAAAGACCUUGGAUCAAAUGGAUCAAAUUUGCUGGGGAAUGGUGGCAUGGAAAAGCAUCUCAGUGAGGUCUCCUCUGAACAAGGUGGGGAGAACCAGGCAGGGAAUGGCUGGAGUGAGCUGGGAGCUCUCAGGGCCUCAGGGAGACAGUGGAGAGCCAAUUCCCUGAUGUCACCUGGUUUUUCUGGGAAUAUUCCCCUCUUUCUGUGACCCCCAGACCUCGAGCUCCUGCUGGGCCAUCCCCUGGGCUUGUCCAAACACCCAGACCUGCUCUGCUUGUUCUGUCCCUGUGCUCCCCCUGAGCAUCUCCACUCCCAGGGAAAACCCAGCCUUGUCCAGCUCCUCCUCUGCUGGAUUUGGGGGUGGUUUUUCCUUCCCACCAGGAGGACAGGACCCUGCUCCUCAGCUUUCUGCCAGUGCAAACCAGGUUAAACCAAGCUCCAGGUGCUGCUGGAGGUGCUGGUGGUAGCAUCCCUCUUUUCCAGGAGGUCCAUCCUCCCCAUCCGCUGCCUUUCCAGGGCUGGGGAGAGGUUUGGGGUGGCCCAGCCCAGCCCUGGGAGUGCUGGCACCCGAGGGCAGCACGUGGGCAGAGCACACCUGGAGCAGGGGGGAUUAUCCACGUUGAUGUCCGGGAAAACCGUGGCUGGGAGGGAUCCCCAGGAUUAUUUUAAUCUGCCCUGCACUGAGCACUCAGCAGCUCUUCUCAUCCUGCUGGGAGUGAGAGCUGGAUGGAGUUUGGGAUGGGUUUGGGAUGGGAUUUGAGGUCCUGAUGUCCCGAGGGGUGCGCAGGCAGCAGAUCCCUGUGGAUGCCUGGGGCAGGGCCUGCUCUCCUUGCAGAGCUCAGCACACACCGAGGAAUGUUCCCAUGAAAAGCUCCCAGCUCCCCAAGGGUGUUUUCCCCAAGAGGGAACAUAACCCAGCCUCUCAUUUCGAGAUUCCCAGAAAAUCCCUCAUCCCAAAAUAAAACCCCUGGUGGGAGGGAGGCAGAGCAGGAGCUGGGGCUGGCUCUGCCUUCCCAGGCAGGCACCUGCCCACAAAUUGCCGGUUGCUCCUCACAAAAACUGAGCUUAAGGAAAAGCCGAGCCCCAUCUGUCUCCAGCAGGCACUUCUGCCACCCCUGGAGAACAUCUGGAAGCACUUUGCGUCCUCGGUGUGGCUCCAGCCCCUCUCCAGGGGGACCCUUUGGGGGCAGAGGUUCCCAAAGCUGAGCUCUCCCCGUCCAUGGAGCAGCUCAAUCCCAUGGACUGGGAAGAGGACAGGGAGGGGCCUGUGGGGUCAGAGAGGCCAGAGGGGGGCACAAAAAUCCCAUUCCCAGUCCUGAAAUCCCAUCCUGCCAUGGGAGACUCCACAAAAACCCAAGGGAUUUGUUGGAAUGUGGCAAUAGAAAGGAUUUGGUGAUGGAGGAGCAGGAGAGGGGAGAAGCAGCUGGAAGUUGGAACCAGCCUCUCCCUCUCUCAGAUAACCAGGAAAUGCUUUGGCUUGGUGAAGACCUCAAAGCUCAUCCAGUCCAUUCCCACCCCCUGCCAGAACCAGGGACAAUUUCCACCAUCCCAGGCUGUUCCAAGCUCCCUCCAACCUGACCCAAAUCUUAUUAAUUUUAAAAAUAACCCCCCCAAAAUUCCCUUUAAUGACAUGGGCAUCCAGCACCAGGAAAAACUACUGGAGAGAGGGGAGAUUUUACCAUUCCUGGUGCAGAAACUGCAGCCUGGAUGCUUUGUUUGGGAAGGGUUUAACAAAACACGGGUUUAGGCUCAGCUUAACAGCUACAGCUGCUGUGUUCUGACCACAGAGAGGCCUCUGGGGCUCCUUCCUGGGGCUAUGGGGAGCAGGAGAGGGAAAGCAGAUGAGUUUGGGUCUUUUGGGACUUUUGGGAGCCCUUGGAUGUGUUGGAUUCCGGUGAGUGCUGCAGAAUUUGCCAAAUAAUUCUUGUCCAGCCUGCGCAGACAGUUUGUGCUGAGCUGAAGCAGGCUGGACUUGGGGAUGGCCAGGUGGUUUUCUUCAAAGGCCCUGGCAGUCCAAAAAGUUUUCCUUCAUUCCAGGUGAUGGAUGGCUGGGAAUUAUGCUCCCCCCGCUGCUCCGGGAGGGCCGGGCAGGAUCUGAGGGAAGGAUGUUCCUGCAAAUAACCUAAACCAAAUUCCACCUAAAUCACUUUGGAGUCAGAGCCCAACCUCUGCAUCCCAAAUGUUUGCUGCCCGUCCUUUCCCUACUCCAGGAUAAAUCCCGGCAGGAUGAAUCCACAGGGAUGCAGAGCCCAACAGCAUCCUUAAAGGAUUAACCCUUCCUUCACCCCCACCCUAAAAACUCCUAUCAGGAAUAAAUUUCAGGUCCCUUCCCACCCAAACCAGUCUGGGAUUCCAUGAUCUGGAAUUCUGAAGGGAGAUGGAGCCUGGCCUUGUCCUGUCCCAUCUUUCCAAGGAUCCCUGUGGGAAGCAGGGAGGAGGAGCACCUUGUUCCCUGGACAUGAUAUCCCUGGAAUGUUCCUCCCAGGGAAGAACAGCCCCUUCCCACCAGGAGCAGGCAUGAGGGGCUGCAAAUUCUGGGGCCGUUUCACAAAAAAAACCACCUGAAAAAUCAGAUUUUCCCCUCAGAAUUCAGCUUUUGAGCUCCCAUACACUCAGAACCAUGGAAUAUUCCGAAUUGGAAAAGACCCACAGGGAUCAUCCAGUCCAGCCCUUCAGGAAUGGCCCCUACAGGGAUCAGGGUUUGUUUGGCUUUGGGUUGGGGCCCUUUCCGGGACAAGAGAGGGCCCAGCCCCGAAAACCCAAACAAAGCCCAAAUGUUUAAGGCUCAAAGAUGAAAAGAAUAAAUAAAGGAAACUAGGGAAAAAAAAAAAAAAAAAAAAAAAGAGAGAGAGAGAGAGAGAAAUCAAGUUUUCCUUAUCCCAGCCUUGUGCUGUGGGAUUGGCCAGACAGGGAGUGGUUUUUGGGAUCAGAUGAGGAAAGCACGGAGCCAGGGAAACUUUGGGAGAAGCGAAAGGGACAACAAAACAACCCCGAAAUUGGGCUUGUGCCUGUCCCAGCUCGCCCUGCCUCAGUUUCCCCAGGCACAGCGUGAGGAAAGGAGUCGCUGGAGGUCUCUACUGGAAUGUUCUGGAGAGCAGAGCUCCCCGUGGAAAGGACAUUCCAAGAGUCAGCUCUGGGAUGUGGGGAAGUCCUUGCUGUCGUGAAACACAGCCCGCCCACAUCUGGAGCCCCAAGCACCGAGAGAGCCGUGGACUAUUGUUCUAAAAUCACGGAAUGGUUCGGACUGGAAAGGACUCCAGAGCUCAUCCAGCUCCAGCAGGGACCCCCUCCACUAUCCCAGGCGUUUCCAAGCCCCAUCCAACAACUCCCCCUCGCACUCCAGCUGUUCUAAACCAGGCGGGAUAAAGAAAACCCGGCCGAGUUCCAGUGCUUGGCCUCACCUGGGGAUCCCCUCCUUAGAGCUCAGGCUUCUACCCAAAAAAAACCCGGGAUAAACCCAAAUCCUUCCCCUCUCCGGCAGAACAAGGGAUUAGAGCUGCUUUGGUGCCGUCCCCUCUCCCUGGAAUCGCUCCCUGAGCACAGCCAUUAUUCCCAUUAGUCCCUAAUUUGCUGUUAAUGGCCCGUUUUAAUCAGCUCCGAGGAUUAAAUGCCAUUGAGGAGCCAGGGGAUUCCAGCUGCAGCGAUCCUGAGCAGGGAUGUGUGCGCGGGGAGGGUUUGAGGGUGAGAGAAUGGGACAGGGGACAGGGACAGGGAGACAGUGCCAUUUCAGGAGCAGAGUCUGCGUUCAGCUGACAGAGGAGAGGAGUAAACAGGAAAUCGUUUCGCAACCUCCCGCCACCAAAGCCUCCCCUGCUCCCCUCCGCCGCCGCGCACCCCAAGGGCUUCCCAGGAAAGGGGAGUAUUCCCUGGAUCCCGGGGUGCCUCGGCUCCCACGGCAUCCCCUUGGCGUGUAGGGGGUGCAGCAGCAAUCCUGGCACCCUAAAAAUCCCCGUGUCCGGGGAGGGGGAGCCCAGGAGCUGCCGCGGGCUCCCCAUCACUGCGGGAGCUCCCAGCAGGGCUUUGGGAGCGGGCAGAGCCCCCCUGGCCUUUGGCACUCCCGGGUUUUCCUGCAGCACUCGCACCUUUCAAAUGCUCAGCUGCUUUCCCGGCUGCUCGUCCCUAUCCCUGGCAAUGUCCCAUCCCCUCGUCCCUGUCCCUGGAAUGUCCCGUUCGCCUCCAGCCGCUUUAAGGGAGCAGCUCCAAACCCCAGGGGAGCCAGGGCGGGGCCAGUGCUUUCCGUUUGAUUCCCAAAUUAUUAAUGUCCUUUGUGUGCCCGGAGGGGAUUUAACACAACCCCCGGGGAAACACAAAAACUCCAUCAACUCCACGGCUCAGCCUUUUAACCGGAAUUUGGCUCCAGAGGAGCUGAAAUCCCCAGGUGCCGGUUUGGAAGGAUUCCCAAUCUUCCCGAACUCAGUCAAAGGGGCCAGAAAAGCACUUCCAGCAGGAGCGGGCACUGCUGGGCUCUGAUAAGGUGCUGAUGCCAAAUACUCUUCCCAAUUCCUGAAAUUUCCGAGUGGUUUUAAUCCCCUCCACCUCCCAGCAAACCGCAGCCCCUGGAAAGCGCAGCUGCUUCCUUCCAGUGGGAUUAAUUUGUAUUUGGAUGAGGAAUGAGGUUUUGGCACCAGGGAUCUCCACCGUGAGCCGUUCCCCUCCCUCCUUCCGUCCCUCCCUCGCUGGAGCUGAGGUCAUCCAGCAGUGCCACGGAAAUGAAGGACAAACUGACCUGGCCUCUGUCACUCCGAGCCUUGGCAGGAGCCAGGGAUCCCCUCCGUGCUCCGAGGUUUAUUCCCAGGUUUGUUCCCAGGUGUGCUCCCAGGUCUGUUCCCAGGUUUGUUCCCAGAUUUGUUCCCAGGUUUGUUCCCAGCUGUGCUCCCAGGUCUAUUCCCAGGUUUGCUCCCAGGUUUGUUCCUAGGUGUGCUCCCAAUUGUGCUCCCAGAUCUGUUCCCAGAUCUGUUUCCAUGUCUGCUCCCAGGUCUGUUCCCAGGUCUGUUCCCAGCUGUGCUCUCAGGUCUAUUCCCAGCUGUGCUCCCAGGUUUGCUCCCAGGUUUGUUCCCAGGUGUGCUCCCAGUUGUGCUCCCAGAUCUGUUCCCAGAGCUGUUCCCAUGUUUGUUCCUGGGUUUGCUCCCAGGUUUGUUCCCAGGUCUGUUCCCAGGUUUGUUCCCAGGUGUUCUCCCAGGUUUUCCGGUGGGUACCCCAGAGGUGUGGGCUGGUGUCCCUGGCUGAGCAUCGCCUCCUUUCCACCUCGGGAUCUGCCCCUUCCACAUCCCCUGCUCGUGUUCCCACUGAUUCCUGCAGCAGCAGCAUGGCCUGGAAUCAUGGAAUGGUUUGGACUGGGAGAGACCUUAAAGCCCACCCCACCCCUGCCAUGGCAGGGACACCUCCCACUGUCUCAGGCUGCUCCAAAGCCCCUCAAACCUGGCCUCGGGCACUGCCAGGGAUCCAGGGCAGCCACAGCUGCCCUGGGAAUUCUAUCCCAGCACCUCCCCACCCUCCCAGCCAGGAAUUCCUUCCCAGUAUCUGAUAUCUGAGGCUCGGAGUGGUCACUGUGACCUCCCGUGCUCGUGGACAUCCCAGAUGAGCUCAGCAGCUCCACGUCCUCCCAGAUAAUUAAUUGCAUCUUGGAUGAAAGCGCUGGAGGGGGCUGGGAACAGCUGGAGCAUCUCGGUGUGCUCGGAGCAGGUCAUCCAUGGAAGGUUUUUUUGGUUGGUUUGUUUGUGGGGUUUCUUUUUUCUCCUUUUGUUCCGAAGACCAAAAUCAAACAAAACAAAAAUCCCAAGCCAUUAUUUAAAUAACAGGAGCUCGGUGCCACUGAUUUAAAGGGAUUUAACUCCAGCCUUAAAGCCCGGAGCGCUGCAAUUUCCUGAUUAAUUCUUCCCCCAAAAAACAAGGACAAAGCCCCUCCUGGCCUUGCCCCUGCUCUCCCUGGAUCUUCCCCAGGUGAACAUUCCCAGCUCUCUCCUGGGUCUCUGAAGCUGACUGAAAUCCCACCAAGGUUGAUGACACAUCCCCGGGACAUUCCCAAGGCACAUUCCUGUGUCCUGGUUGUCAUUCUGUCCAUCCCAAUGGAAGUUUCUCCACCAGAGCUGAUCCCAAGGUCCCUUCCCACCCACCUCCACCACCCCAUUAUUCCAUUUCCUCCAUUUUCCUCUUGGCUGUUUCCCCUUUCCCCCUUUCCUGGAUAAUAAAAGCCCUUCAUCCCAGGAUGGCCUCUCGGGAACAUCCCCUUAUUCCAUUAUUUAUAUGCUGGGAAUGAACUCUUGAUUCCAUCCCUCCUUUUCUCUCCCUUAAUAAGCUUUUAAUCCAUGCUGGAAGUUCAACAAUCCCCCCUUGGCUCCAGAGUUUCCUUAAAAGCCUCUUGGAUGGCCUUUAUCCAAAAGCCCUCAGGAAAAUGGAAUAACUGCUCUCCAUUAGCCACGAAUUUGUGGCCUGAACAUAAAACCAAGGGAUUUUUUUCCCCCAUGUUUAUUAGAAGGGUUUUAAUUCUGCUUUUAAUUAUGAUUUCAAUUUAAUUAAUAUACAGCCACAAUUCCGAAAUGGAAUUAGCAAACGUGCUCAGGUAAACCAUUUAUUCCACAGCAAAAUGCACAUUUGGGAUUAAUUAUGACUGAUGCCAAAUUGAUCAUUAAUGAAGCUUUAGGGUUAAUUAGAACCAGGUGCAAAUUUCUCAGGAAGGGUAGGAAACAGUGCAGAAAAUCCCAUUUUUUGGUUAAAAAUGUGUUUAUUUCUACAGCUCCCAAAUGGAACAUGCCAAUUUCCCCCUUCCCAACAAUACUUCAGGAUUAAGGGUAAUUUUCAUCUCCCUCUCCACGUUGUGUUACUGGGUUUCCAAGGAAAACUCCAAUAGCAACCAGCUCCAGACAGGCAGAGUUGCCUCUUUCCAGCCCCCUUUGCUUCCAGCAAAAGCCAUGGAAUUAAUAAAGCAUUUGGGAAUGACUGCAGACUUUCCCUUCUUCCCUACAAGCAGAAAACAGGUUGUUGAUCCCAUUUUACAGCUGAGGCUUUCCCUGGUGCAGAGCAGGAAAUAUUCCUCAGGCUUCCAAGGAGCACAAGGGGGGCUCCUUCGCUUUUCCAGUGGAAAGAACUUGGGUUGUUGUGAUGCCCAGGCUUGAUCUGAUCCCAAAUCCCAGGGAAGGGGAUGCACCAGGACAUUACUGUGUCCCUGCUCCUACAGGACAUCUUGGAUCAAAAUUCCCUUUCCAACAACUCCCAGGUUUUGCUGGUGCAGGGGCACCUCUUGCUGAAAUUGGGAUGGGGUUGAGCUGGAGAACUUUUCCAUGAAUUAAAGGACAGUCAGGUUACUCUCGACUUCCAAAAGGCAGAAGUGUUGGGGGGAGCUCAGAUAUUUUGCCAAAGCACCAUAAAACCUGGCUGGGCUCCUGGCACAUCCAAGGGGAAAAUCCCAGGGAAUGAUUUGUCAUGGGACAGAACCACAGCGCUCAUUUUCCUUCCACCCAUCUCCAGUGGGGGUGUGGAUGUGGAACACAAGAAUUCCAUGAUUUUGGAGCAGGAUCCAGACCCACACACGGGUGCAGAGGUGGAGGGGGUUCAUCAGAAUUCCAUGAUCUUGGAGCACGGAUCCAGAUCCAAACCUUCUUGUUUGUUUCCAGGUCCCAUUGUAAGAGGCCAGCUCUCCAGGCAGCUCUCCAGGCACUGCAGCCUUCCAGGAAGCUCCUGGCUCAGCCUUCCCAUUCCCGAGCCUUCGGAACCGGAGCAGAGCCCCAAAAAACCCAUGUCCUCUUCUGAGCCCAUCCUGGACCUCAAGGGAGACACGGCGGAAGCACUUCCAGAGAACCUGGCAGCAGCAGAGGAGCAGAGCUCCUGCCCACCAGGGGACACUCCGGGGAGUGGACAAUCCCCAGAACCCACGGAACCAAGGCCAGCAGCCCGGGACUCUCCGGUUCCCGAGCAGGUGCCGGGUCCGGCCGGGGACGGCUCCGGGAGCGCCGCUGGGACCCCCGGCCCUGCCCAGCCGGGCCCGGGCACCGCCGCCCGGCCGGAGGAGAGGGACCCCAGGGACCCCAGCCCCACCGAGUCCCCGCCGUGGCCAGAAGCUCCCGAGGAGCCCCCGGCCCGCCCCAACACUCUGGACUUCUCCAAAUCGCUGCGGAGGCCGGAGGAGGGGCAGCCGCGGCGCGGCAGUGACCGGGUCAAGGAGAACGGCGUGGAGGCCACCCCGGCCACCGCCGCGGCCAGCGACGAGCGCCGGGAGCUGCAGUCCGAGCUGGGCAAGUGCAUCGAAGAAUUCCGCAGGAUCCGCAUCCCGGCCGCCUUCCCCAACAAGAAGCGGCAGUGGCAGAGCGAGCUGCUGAAGAAGUACCAGCUCUGAGAGGCGCUCCCGCCUCCCGGCCCGGGAAUUGAUGCUCUCCGGGCUGCUGGCGGCGGUCCCAGCACGGGCAGUGUUGUCCGUGCUCCCAGUGAGGAGCAGAGGGGGCUCACGGAGCCCUCCCCGAUGCUGGAAGGGUCACAAGCCUGUUCCCACCACGCUCACCGAGGGGAUGCUCCACAUCCCCAGAGCCACAGGCACAGCUGGAGGGGACAGGACAAGGAAUGGUGUCCAGGGGGAUGUUCGGGGCCAGCAGAAAUUCCCACAUUUCUGAGACUGAACUUCCCUGGCGUUUCAAACAAUAAAAUUGAGUUGGU
Prinia subflava (tawny-flanked prinia) is the source of this 10223-nucleotide messenger RNA. RefSeq names its product SCAN domain containing 1 (gene SCAND1). The transcript is spliced from 4 exons. The record is from RefSeq and is a predicted model, not a curated record. The coding region runs from base 9076 to 9909 and encodes 277 amino acids. Lineage: Eukaryota; Metazoa; Chordata; Aves; Passeriformes; Cisticolidae.